CGCACCCAUCAUUAUGUAAAACUGAUGCUCAGCCUCACUUUCCCCUCACAUACUCUCUCUCUCUAACAGUCCACCCAUACCUCCAUUCUCUUUCAAAACGGCGAGAAGUGUAUCGAUGGCGACCACAACAAAAGGAAUUUGCGAAUGAAGGUGGACGUUUGUGCUUCUGACGCCGACGAGAAACCAGAGGCUCAUUGUGAUGCGACUUCGGCGAGUCAGAUCUGUUCACGUCGAUGCCUACGGCGGGUUUGCAUUCACGCUUCCGACAUCGACAAGAAGCGGACGGCGGGUCAGAUCUGUUCCCUCGACCAUGCCAAUGUUCUCAGACCCUUUUACUAGAUCUGGGAGCAAAAGGGAACUCCAAGCCCUUAAGAAACUGAGAAGCCAAUUGAAAGUUCAUCUGAAUGAUUGCGGAAGUUAUCUGCAUAGUAGUAUUUCUUGAAAUUGACCACUAGGUUAUUGAUAUUAUGUAAAUAUUUAUAUAUAUGGAUGACCAAUGGCCUACCACAUUAGAUGCUCACUUGGGAGUUACAUGUAACUCCCAUCCCUAUAUUAUUAUCUCUAAUUCAUAUGCAUUGAUGUAAGGGUGUAAUGGUUACCAAAGGGUGCCUAUAAAUAGAGCACACUAUUGUAUCACAAAUGAAGAAUGAAUAAGAAGAACUCUUCCCCUCUCUUCUCUUGUGUAUUUUCCUCUCUAAUCUUCUCUUGUAGUUGUUUAUAUUACAUUAGUUUCAUAACACGUUGUCAGCACGAAGCUCUGCCAAAAUUAUCAUUGCUCAAGACUCAAAAACUCUCGACAUAAUCUAAGAUAUUGGAGUAAGAUCACAGUAUGAUCAAGGUAUGUAAAUCUUAGAUCCUUUCUUAUCGUAUUGUCUUAUUUGUGUUGAGAUUAUAUGAUUCCAAUAUAUCAAGAUGGGUGCUACUUCUCAUAUCCAUUGAUAUUUUAUCACGUCGAUCUAUUUGGAUUAACAAGAAAAGUAAUAUAAGUGAUGAGUUAAUUUCUCAGUUCUCCGUGUUAUCCUAUUCUUAUCAAUCAUACAUUGAUAUGUAGAAAAUGCAAGUUCCAAGAGCCCAUAUAUUCCCCAGAAGUGGAAAUUGAAGAAUCCAAGGGCAAAGAAAGAAGUGGACAUGGUAACAAGAAGAUUGGUUUUGUAUGUUACCAAUGUAAUGGAAAAUUGCGUUUGUCUCGUACCCGUUGUACGCAAAAGACCUUAUUCUACCAAAAAUCAAAGGGAAAAGCUAAUUCAUAUACGCUCCUGCAAUAUCAAUAUUAUGGAACAUAUUAUUUGUAUUAUAAGUUGGUAUAUUCUCCAUUAAAGAUGAAAUGAUAUUGCACUUGAGACAUUUUCAUUCCCAGAAGUGAACGAAACAAUCUAUUCCCCGAAGUGAAUGAAACUAUAAACAUAAUUAUAUAUAUGGUAAAUGUAUUGUUUGGAUCUUUUCACCAGAAGUGAGAAAAGAGGAGAAAAAGGAGAAUUAUAAAUAAGUAUGACACAACAAUUAUAUUAUCAAAGUCAUGAUAACAUAAUGUACCUAUUGUACAUUGAAAUGUAUAAUGAAAGACAUAUAUAAAUUUAAAAUCACCUAGUUAGUGAUGGUAUUGUUCCAAAUAAAGCUUAUUUAAUUUUCACAAUUGUAGUAUUAUGAUUCUUAUUUCUUUUAUGUUUUAUUGUGACGUUAUUUUUCAUGCAUAAUUUAACUUGAUAACCUUUAUCUAGAACAAUAAACUUGAUAAAUUCAUCAUUUUUGUCUUAAGUUUGAAAUAUUCUCAUUUAUUAUUUUAGUAUGUUUUUGUAAAGUAUGAUUGUUAGAAAAAUUCCAUAUAAACUAUAUGGUAGAGUACAAAAAUGAGAAAAAGCUUCCGAAAAGCUUAUGUUUGGUUACUUGAAGUAACUAAAUUAUGUACUCGUGAUAAUAAUUUAUGAUGAUAUUCACUAUGAAUAUGUGUUUACUAAGAAUGCAUCUAAUCAUAAGUCCCCGGAAGGGUGGAAUAUGGUACAAAAUAUGGUAAAGCUUUAAAUGAGCUAAUUUUGUGGCCUGAAGGAACCAAACUACCUAGUGAUGAUGCAUUACCCAAUUAAAAGGAUAUUAGUAAAAUGAAUAUCUUAUCAAGAAAAUAGUAAAACUAAUAUUUGCAUCACAAAUAUGUACUACAUGUAUAUUAGUACUAUCAGUACACAUAAAAGUGUAAACCAGAAGUUUACAAGAUUUGAUAACUUGUUAAUUUGGUUGGUCCGGUUAGACCAUCCCGGAUCUUGAUGUGGAAAAAAUUCUUUGAAAAUUCAUGAGAACAUCAUAUGAGAAUUCAAAGAAUUCUUCAAGAGUUAUUAUGUCAUGCUUUUUCUCAAGAAAUAUAGAACAAUUGAUCAUCGCUUGUAAAAGGGUUGGCAAAUCUCUUGAGAUUUUAUGGACGUGUAUGCAGAACAAUACAUCAGUCAUGUGGAUCAUUUAUGAAUUUUAUGGGUUCCUGCAUCAAAUGGAUGAUCACAUGUAUUUUAUCUAAUCGCAACCCGAUGUUUGCGAGAUUGGUUGCCUCACUAUGGAUACAUUUUGAUGGUUAUCCAAUCAAACAUCACUUUGCUUAAUAGAACAAGCUGAGCCUUCCAGUCUCUUGUCAAGGACAUGCUAGCAGGCAAGUGAUAGUAUUGGUUCGCAUCUAACCAACAAGUUAUCAUAAGUUUCCCCCUUUUUACAAAUGGUUUUGGUCAGGAACCUAAUAUUUUCCAUCUAAAAAUAUUUGGGUGUGUCGUCUACAUCCCUAUUGCUCCACCACAGCGUGUUAAGAUGGGUCCUCAAAGGAGGUUGGGAAUUUAUGUUGUAUAUGAGUCCCCGUCAAUCAUAAAAUACUUAGAACCCUUGACGGGAGAUUUAUUCACUGCUCGUUUUGCUGAUUAUCAUUUUGACGAAUCAAUUUUCCCAACAUUAGGGGGUGAGAGCAAACGGCUGGGAAAAGAUAUUUGUUGGAAUGAAUUAUCAUUAUCUCACCUUGAUCCUCGUACUAGACAAUGUGAACUAGAAGUUCAAAAGAUAAUUCAUUUACAAGGUUUAGCAAACCAACUGCCGGAUUCUUUUACUGACCAGAAGAGAGUGACAAAGUCACACAUACCAGCUGUAAAUGCUCCAGUGAAAGUUGAUGUCCAUGUUGGACAAUCUGAAAUUGCAAAUGAAUCUAAACCACGAAUGAAGCGUGGUAGACCAGUAGGUUCCAAGGUCCAAGGAUAAAAAUCCUCGAAAAAGAAAAGGAGCUAUGAAUCAAGUUGGUCAAAUCGAGGAUAUGAAAGGUCAAGAAGAGUCCCCAAGCAUAACUAAGAUUGUAGUUCCCGAAGAACAUCAGGUACCUGAAAGUUUUGAUAAUGAAGAGAUCUCAAUCAAUUAUGUCUUGGAUGGAAAAUGUUGGAACCGAAGUAAAAUAAUCGUCGACGAUGUUUUUGCUUACACUGCAGCGUUGAGUGUGAUGACUGAAAAUGAGGAUCAUGAACCAAGAUCUAUUGAUGAAUGCAAUUCAAGAGAUGAUUGGCCAAAGUGGAAAGAGGCCAUUGAGGCAGAAUUAAACUCGCUUUCAAAGCGAAAGGUUUUUGGACCGGUAGUCCUUACACCAGAAAACGUGAAGCCAGUGGGAUACAAAUGGGUUUUUGUGCGGAAAAGAAAUGAAAAAGGUGAAGUAGUGUGAUAUAAAGCACGUCUUGUCGCACAAGGAUUCUCACAGAGACCUGACAUUGAUUAUGAGGAGACAUACUCCCCUGUGGUGGAUGCAACUACGUUUCGAUACUUGAUUAGUCUAGCAGUUCGAGAAGGACUUGAUCUGCGUCUAAUGGAUGUUGUGACAGCCUAUUUGUAUGGAUCACUUGAGAAUGAUAUAUAUAUGAAACUCCUUGAAGGAUUCACUUUGCCAGAAGCAAACAAAACACAUUCUCGAGAAAAAUUUUCUAUCAAAUUGAACAAAUCCUUGUGUGGAUUGAAACAAUCUGGACGAAUGUGGUACAAUCAUCUCAAUGAAUAUUUGAUGAAAGAAGGAUACAAGAACCCUAUUUGUCCAUGUGUUUUUCUAAAGAGAUCGGGUAGUGAGUUUGUUAUAAUAUCAGUUUAUGUUGAUGACAUAAACAUCAUUGGAACUCCCGAAGAGCUUCCAAAAGCAGUUGAUUGCUUGAAGAAAGAGUUUGAAAUGAAAGAUUUAGGAAGAACAAAGUUUUGUCUUUGGAUUACAUAUUGAACAUUUGAAGGAUGGUAUUUUUGUGCAUCAAGAAGGAUAUGUUGAAAAAGUGCUUAAGCGAUUUUAUAUGGACAAAUCACACCCGUUGAGUUAACCAAUGGUUGUAAGAUCACUUGAUGUGAAAAGAGAUCCAUUUAGACCUCGAGAAAGUGAUGAAGAUCUGCUUGGCCCUGAAGUGCCAUAUCUUAGUGAAAUAGGAGCAUUAAUGUAUCUAGCCAGUCACACACGACCCGAUAUAUCAUUUGUUGUGAAUAUAUUGGCAAGAUAUAGCUCUUCUCCCACUAAAAGACAUUGGAAUGGAGUUAAACAUUUACUCUGUUACCUUCGAGGAACGACGGAUAUGGGCUUGUUCUAUUCGAGUGCAUCGAAGAUCGAUUUAGUGGGAUAUGCAGAUGCAGGAUAUCUCUCAGAUCCCCACAAUGGUAGAUCUCAGACAGGAUAUUUGUUCACUUGUGGUGGUACAGCUAUUUCGUGGCUAUCCACAAAACAAACUAUAACAGCCACAUCAUCCAAUCAUGCUGAAAUCCUAGCAAUUCACGAGGCAAGUCGUGAAUGUGUUUGGUUAAGAUCUAUAAUUCGACACAUCAGAGAAUCGUGUGGACUAUCUCUAGGAAAAUGAUCCCGACAAUCAUGUAUGAAGAUAAUGCAGCAUGCAUUGCUCAAUUAAAGGAAGGAUAUAUUAAAGGAGAUAGAACAAAACAUAUUCCACCCAAGUUCUUUUUCACUCAUGAUCUUCAAAAGAGUGGUGAAAUAAUUGUUCAAAAAGUUCGUUCAAGUGAGAAUCUAGCAUAUUUAUUCACCAAGUCACUCCCGACGACAAUCUUUGUAAAGCUUGUUCGUGAAAUUGGAGUUCGACGACUCAAAGACUUGAGCUGAUGUGGUCAUGAGGGGGAGCAUAUACGCGCUGCACUCUUUUUCCCUUAACCAUGGUUUUUCCUAUUGGGUUUUCCUGGUAAGGUUUUUAAUGAGGCAGCAUGAGAUAGCGUAAUAAUGCAAUCUAGUGGUCAUCCAAGAGGGAGUAUUAUGUAAAUAUUUAUAUAUAUGGAUGACCAAUGGCCUACCACAUUAGAUGCUCACUUGGGAGUUACAUGUAACUCCCAUUCCUAUAUUAUUAUCUCUAAUUCAUAUGCAUUGAUGUAAGUAUGUAAUGGUUACCAAAAAGUGCCUAUAAAUAGAGCACACUAUU
Molecule: messenger RNA, 5396 nt
Organism: Linum trigynum
Lineage: Eukaryota; Viridiplantae; Streptophyta; Magnoliopsida; Malpighiales; Linaceae
Source: the annotation of a GenBank genome assembly